AUGGCUGCCACUUCAGUUCACCCUUGCGGGUCCCUCAGGGGUCCCUGCAGGGUUACGACAAAUUGCCGGCCAAACAGCGCCGCCUCUGUCAACUGCCGUCCUCCUCGGCGAUCCAGCGUGUGCCUGCCUACUCCAGGUCGCACGACUCCGUCGAUUCCCAACAGCAGCCGAACUAGCCUUCCCCCUACCGGUCUGGGUUCCACCUGUGUCCCGCCACCUGCUCGCCCUCUGAACUUCUACCCUGUCGGCCACGAUCAAGGGAUCCUCAACUGCAAUGAAAAGGAGACCAUGGAGUUCCUGAACAGCCGGCUGGGCAACUACCUGGAAAGAGUGCGCUGCCUGGAACAAGAGAAUGCGGAGCUGGAAUGUAAGAUCCGAGAAUGGUAUGAAUGCGAAAACUCUUACGUCUGCACUGACUUCAAGCCAUUCUACUGCAGCAUUGACGAGCUCCAGCAGCAGAUUUGCUGCAUUAAGGCUGACAACGCAAGGCUGUGCCUGGAUAUUGACAAUCUCAAAAUGGCUUCCGAUGACUACUGCACCAAGUAUGAUUAUGAGCUCAGCCUUCGUCAGCGGGAUGAGUCUGACAUCACUGGCCUCCGCAGAGUCCUGGAUGACCUCACUCUGUGCAGAGCUGACCUGGAAACUCAACUCGAGUCCCUGACUGAGGAGAUGAUGUGCCUGAAGAAAAACCAUGAAGAGGAGUCCUGUGCCCUCCGCUCCCAGCUUGGUGAUCGCAUCAACGUAGAAGUAGACGCCGCCCCGUCUUGCAACCUCAACAAGGUCCUGGAUGAAAUGCGAGGCCAGUAUGAGGCUGAUCUUGAAAAGAAUCGCCGGGAAGUCGAGGACUGGUACUGUACACAGAUGGAAGAACUAAACAGGGAGGUGAUCUCCAGUGGAGAACAGUUGCAAUGCUGCCAGUCAGAGAUAAUCGAGACCAGACGUUGUGUUCAGGCCCUGGAGAUUGACCUGCAAGCUCAGCAGAGUAUGAAAGCUGCUUUGGAAGACACAUUGCAAGAAACUGAAUCCCGCUACUGCACCCAACUCUCACAGCUCCAAUGCAUGAUCAGCAACGUGGAGGCCCAGCUUGGUGAAAUCCGCUGCGACAUCGAGCGCCAAAACUGCGAGUACAAGACCCUCCUCGAUGAAAAGGCCCGCCUGGAUUGCGAGAUCACCACUUACCGCAACAUGCUGGAAGGGGAAGACUGCAAGCUCCCCAAUCGACCAUCUGACCCCGAGGGUAUGACUGCCAUCCGUUCCUCUGUCUGCCGGCCAGUUUGUGUGCCAGAGACAGUCUGCAUCCCUGUCUGUCCGCCGGAGUGCCAACCAUGCGUGCAGCUGAUUGAACCCAACAUGGCUCCGCCCUGCGUCAAUCCCUGCAGGCCAGUCUGUGCCCCAUGUGGUCCUAUGCCCUGUCCCCCCCGCCCUUGUGCCCCUUGUGGUCCCGCCUGCCCACCACCCUGUGGACCAUGCCCACCUGGCCCACGGAUCAGCACAAAGAUCUGCCGCAUGUGA
Molecule: messenger RNA, 1512 nt
Organism: Euleptes europaea (tarantolino)
Lineage: Eukaryota; Metazoa; Chordata; Lepidosauria; Squamata; Sphaerodactylidae
Product: keratin, type I cuticular Ha4-like
Exons: 7
Coding region: 1-1512 (503 amino acids)
Molecular function (GO): structural molecule activity
Source: RefSeq, a predicted model, not a curated record